This is a messenger RNA of Ilex paraguariensis (yerba mate), 1014 nucleotides long. The record is from the annotation of a GenBank genome assembly. NCBI's taxonomy places the organism in Eukaryota, Viridiplantae, Streptophyta, Magnoliopsida, Aquifoliales, Aquifoliaceae.
AACUAAGGUCUACAUAGUGUAAGUAAACCCAACUCUCUCAAACCCACAAAUAGAUAUCAUUAUCUUAUUACCUCACACAAGCGCGCACACAAAAUAAAAGCUUGCGCUCAUGUAAAAUUGUUUACGGUGGAUGGAGUUAUUCUCCUUUGUUUAUUUAUUUUUCUGAAGAGUAAUUGUUGUUGUUGAAUCUCAUUGUUACUAUAGGUAUUACUCCUUGUAUGGGCAUGUGGAGCAUAUGGCACGAGAAAUUCAACGAGGAGCCAACUCGGUUCAAGGAGUUGAAGCAACACUAUGGCAGGUACCUGAGACGCUCCAUAAUCAAGUAUUAGAAAAGAUGAAGGCUCCUUCUAAAGCAAAUGAUGUGCGAGAGAUCAAGCCGGAACAACUUUUGGAAGCUGAUGGCUUUAUCUUUGGUUCUCCUUCUCGUUUUGGCAUGAUGGCAGCCCAAUUCAAGGCCUUCUUUGAUGCCAGCCAUGAGUUAUGGGCAUCACAAGCACUAGCUGGUAAACCUGCUGGAGUGUUCUGGAGCACUGGUUUCCAUGGGGGAGGUCAGGAGCUUACCGCAUUAACAUUCAUUACACAGUUGGCACAUCAUGGAAUGAUAUUUGUCCCUCUUGGCUACACUUUUGGUAAUGGGAUGUUUGAGAUGGAGCAGGUGAAGGGUGGAUCUUGCUAUGGUUCUGGAACAUAUGCAGGAGGUGGGUCUCGUCAGCCAACAGAGCUAGAAUUUCAACAGGCCUUUUAUCAGGGCAAGUAUGUGGCUGAAAUUGCAAAAAAGCUCAAAAUUCAGCUCAUUCCAGCAUAACACAUGCCCAUUCCUGUCGUAGAAUCCGAGGAUACAUAGAAUAUCUUAAUGGAAAUAAGAAUUGAAAAAUAUUGGUGUAUAAUUACUGUUUUUGGUUGCGUUUGUAGCUAUAUUUGUAACAGUAAUAGGAAAAGAAGCAAUGACUUAUAAUCAAGAUGUAACUGUAGGGCAUGAAUGGAGCAUUUUUCUUGAUAAAGGUUCACUCGAGG